AUGGAGUAUGAAGAAGAUGAGAAAAGUGAAUUCCUUAGUUCUGAGAUAGAGUGGGGAGAUGAGUCAAGCCACUACUCGUGGGAAAGAGAAGGUGACUAUUUGAAUGAACCAUGGAGUGGCGAAACUAAUUCUGAAAUCAGUUUCAAAGGAGAAAAUGAGCGUGUAGAAGAAUCAUGGCCUGGAGAAACUAACUCUGAAAUCAGUUUGGAAGAAGAAUCAGAACAUGAAGCCAUGGAGAUAAACCGCUCAUGUGAAGAAAAAAUAGAAGAAGAAGAUGACCAAAAACGUGAUUUGUGGUAUGAAGAUGAGUACUUAGACUUUGAUUUUGAAGAUAAACCACAGGGUGAAGAGUUUGAGCCAGGACCACCAGAUUAUAGCCAAGACGACACAAGCCAACAUAUUUGGUCCAAAGAAGAAGAAACCGACCAAGAAGAAUGUGUGAGAGAAGGCAGUGAAAGAGACUCAUGGCAUGAAGAGAUUGAUUCUGAAAUCAGUUUAGAAGAAGAAUUCAACAAAGAAGAACCAGAACACAAAGGGAUCAAUCCAGAAGAAGAACCUUAUCAAUACAAGGAUUCUCUAGAAGAGACUGCUACUAUUGAUGAUGAGUUAUGGAGCCAUGAAUCUGAACCAGAAGAUAGCUUUGGUAAUGAAAUAGAGAUUGAAGAGGAGGAACCAGAACAACUAUACAUCUCAUUCUCAGGCCAUAGCCAAGGACUAGAAGCCUACACAAGGUGGGAACAAGACAUGGAUAAUUGGUUUCAGUCUAACCAAGUCCUUGAGGAGGAGAAGAUGACUUAUGCGGAAGAAACUCUCACGGAGGAUGCGUUUAGGCAUUGGGAAAGGGAAGAUUACAUGCGAAUGGACUUUGAUGAACCAGCCUAUUCUUGGGAAGACAUCAAGAAGAUCAUGUAUGAAGAGUUUGUGAAGGAUGUUGAAGCCAACAAACAAUACUAUGUGAAGAUCGAUUCAAACCCCAAGCCAAGGAGAUGGAUUCUAGCAACGAGGUCUUAUCCAAAAGCUAAGCCAAAGAAAGCUUGCUAUCCAUAA
Messenger RNA from Arabis nemorensis, 1047 nucleotides. NCBI's taxonomy places the organism in Eukaryota, Viridiplantae, Streptophyta, Magnoliopsida, Brassicales, Brassicaceae. The record is from the annotation of a GenBank genome assembly.